AUGGGUAUACUGAUAGGUCUCGGUGCCGAGACUCUGGCCGCCGCCAUUACCUUGUGCAUCGUCUCGUCUAUUGUCGUCAUCCUGCGAAUCUGGGCGCGAGUAAGGAAUGGGGCACUCGGCUUCGACGAUUACUUGAUGGUGCUAGGUUCUUUUACCUACCUUUUCUGCUGCAUCGUUGUCCAUCUAGGCUGCUUGUCAGGUUUCGGCGCGACAGACGAGGUCGUUUACGCAAUAGACCCGACAGGCGAAUUGAAGAAGACCGGCAUGAAAUGGCUGUUCUUCUUCGAGGUGGGCUAUAUGUUAUGCCUUCCGCCCGUCAAGGUCAGCAUCUGCGUCGCUCUCCUACGGAUCACAUCACAAAAGCGCUAUACCAUCCCUUUGUGGGUAGUGAUAAUUGUCUGUGUCAUCGGGACUGCCACAGGUUUGGCGACCAUAUUCAUCCAAUGCAAACCUAUCGCCGCCAACUGGAACGGAGAUGCAAAACAUUGCGCUGGAGUGAACCAGACCGGCGUUAUGAAUACAGCCAUGUCUGUGACUUCCAUCAUAACCGACUGGAUGUGUGCAAUUUUUCCAGCAUUUAUUCUCUGGAAGUUGAAUAUGAAGCCGCAGGUCAAGGCCUCGCUCAUAUUUGUUCUGGCCCUCGGAAUUUUAGCCAGUAUAUCAACCUGCAUUCGAUUACCAUAUGUGCACAAGUACAUCCGCGCCGGCGAGGCAUCCGUCGAUGGUCUCUAUAAGGGGUGCCGCAUAGUUAUUUGGUCUACCGUCGAGUGCGGUGUUGGUAUCAUCGCGGGCUGCCUCCCGCCGUUACGACCGCUGCUCGUAAGAUUCGGCUUCGGUAUCAGCUCGACCACUAAGAACCCGACAGGCGGGCCUCUAGCCAACGGCCGUUCCAUUCUCCGCAGUAACGACGACAGGCAAGAAUCACAGCCUGCCGCUGGUAUCAUACGGCUCGAGAGCAUGAAGCGUCCGGGCCGAGGCGAUUCACUAGUGACAACUUGCCAAGGGGGGUCCGGGUCGCGCCCGGAGUGGGGGGAGAGAACUAGCGAGUCCGACGACUGCUCGAGCCAGAAGCUUAUCAUUGUGAAGGAUACCAGGAUAGAAGUCAAGUAUGACGAUGUUUGA
Molecule: messenger RNA, 1122 nt
Organism: Daldinia caldariorum
Lineage: Eukaryota; Fungi; Ascomycota; Sordariomycetes; Xylariales; Hypoxylaceae
Exons: 5
Coding region: 1-1122 (373 amino acids)
Source: RefSeq, a predicted model, not a curated record